Messenger RNA from Guillardia theta CCMP2712, 312 nucleotides. RefSeq lists its product as hypothetical. The transcript has 5 exons. The record is from RefSeq and is a predicted model, not a curated record. Lineage: Eukaryota; Cryptophyceae; Pyrenomonadales; Geminigeraceae. Bases 1 to 312 code for a protein of 103 amino acids.
AUGGCUGCAUUGAUGGCCGCUGUGCUGGUCGUCGUCCUUGUCAGCCAUUCGAACAAGGACGUAGUCUCUGCUCAAGGGAACAGUGCACGGCUUGUAGAGCUACAGAAACUACAAGCCAUGGGUGAGACGGGUGGAGUGACGAUAUCAGCCGGGCCAGUUUCAGCUAAGGAGGGGCUUGACAGCGAGCUUGAAGAUUAUCAGCGAGUCAAACUCGAGCGUCGACAAGUGAUGGACUUCUGCGACUCGAAGUUUUCAUCGUGGGUAAACAUUCAAAAGUGCAUUGCAGAGCUAUUCAAAAAUGCGCAUUACUAG